Molecule: messenger RNA, 1533 nt
Organism: Lactuca virosa
Lineage: Eukaryota; Viridiplantae; Streptophyta; Magnoliopsida; Asterales; Asteraceae
Source: the annotation of a GenBank genome assembly
UUAUCCAUUUAGCUGUUUUAGCAUAAAAAAACAAAAAACAAAACACAAUUUAUAAAUCAAUUAAUUUAUAUGGAUUUAUUGUUAUAGGCUGAUAGCAAGAAUCAACGUUGAAUCGAAUUCGAAAUGUGACAGCCCAAAAGUAUAAACCCUGGCAAGAAACCAACUAACCGUGAAAAACCCUUGGAAUGCGCACUAACAUUCUCAGGCUUCCAGUUUCAUUCACAGAGGUGUAGCAUAGCUAUCUGCAAGGAGCAACACAACGCACAAUCGCGAUUGUGCUAAUGGAUGAUUCGCUGCAAUCUGUGAUCCCGAUGUUCCUCUACUCGUCUUCGUCUUCUUCGAAGAAUCUCAUCGAAUUUGAGCAUUUGAUUGCCAAACGACGGAAUUCGUCUUCGUUAUUAUCGCCUCCGAGUGAGUUAGGUAUGGAGAUGUUUUCGCCUGCUUAUUACGCAGCGUGUAGCAUAGGCGGCAUUUUUAGCUGUGGACUUACUCACAUGGCGGUUACUCCGCUCGAUCUCAUCAAAUGCAAUAUGCAGAUUAACCCUGCAAAAUUCAAGAGCAUAUCUUCUGGUUUUGGAACAUUACUGAAGGAGCAAGGAAUCAAAGGAUUUUUUACAGGCUGGGUGCCAACAUUGCUAGGUUACAGUGUGCAAGGUGCUUGCAAAUUUGGGUUUUAUGAGUUCUUCAAGAAAGCCUACUCAGACAUUUCUGGUCCAGAAAAUGCAGCCAAGUAUAAAACUUUGAUCUACCUCGCUGGUUCUGCUUCUGCAGAACUUAUUGCCGAUAUUGCCCUUUGCCCUUUUGAAGCAGUUAAGGUUCGUGUCCAAACAAAUCCAGGAUUUGCCAAGGGUUUCUCAGAUGGCUUCCCAAAGUUCAUCAAUGCUGAAGGCACUGCAGGGUUGUACAAGGGGUUGGUACCUCUUUGGGGGAGACAAAUUCCAUAUACAAUGAUGAAGUUUGCAUCAUUUGAGACAAUUGUAGAGAUGAUAUACAAGCAUGCAAUUCCCAUACCCAAAGAUCAAUGUAGCAAAAGUUUGCAGCUUGGAGUGAGCUUUGUUGGUGGUUAUGUUGCUGGUGUAUUUUGUGCCAUUAUUUCUCACCCUGCUGAUAAUUUGGUUUCUUUCCUUAAUAACUCACAAGGAGCUACUGUUGGCAAUGCUGUAAAGGAGAUAGGGUUGUUUGGUCUUUUCACACGUGGUCUUCCUCUUCGUAUUCUAAUGAUUGGAACUCUUACUGGAGCACAAUGGGGCAUCUAUGAUGCUUUCAAAGUUCUUGUUGGCCUGCCUACUACAGGUGGUGCUCCUCCUAUACGAAAGAAAACCACCAGACAAACUGACAAAAUUGAGUGAUUCUGUAUUUUCAACGAAUUUUGAUGGAUAAAUAGCAUUAGUAGUCAUUUAGGGAUUUUUUUUUCCUUCCAAUUCAAGGUUUUUGCUCAAACCUUUUUGUACAGGGUGUAUUCUGAUUCUCCCUUCAUCUUGGCCAUCAUCUAAUGAGGUGUCCAACUAAUCGGGUAAACCAAUUUUUCUGAGG